UUAGUUUGGCUCUAGAAAAUCUUCAAAUACGAGUUUCAUCAUGCACUUUGUCGCCUGAUGCCGCGGUAAACAAGUCAGAUCGUAAACGCACCACAGCUUCGUUGCAUUUCUCCUUCUCCUCCGUCAUCUUCGUUCGAGGGAUCGUUUCUGUGUCCUGACGCUUUUGUCUUCUCGGGAUCCGAACUGGUUCACAUGUUCCCGGUUUCUUGCUACGUUUUUGUUAUUUUGUUGUUCAAACGAUUAUGUGCAAUUCGCUGGUUGUAAUUCUGCUCCUCCGUUUCGUAUUAAUAGAAUCGAUUUUUUGAGCGAAAUUUGUGAUUGUUAUUUCGUACAAAUUUCUGGAAUUGAGAAUACGAUGGUUGGGUUUGUAUCGAAAUGGUGGGUUCUGAGAUCGGUACUCGUGAUCGCGGUCAAUUUUGCUCUAACUUUCGCCCUUACCUCUGCGGAGAGGAACUUGGAAGGUACUGCUUCGAAGGUUGAUUCAGAAAUGCAGGAGGUUUUUCACAAUUACUUCCUCAGAGCAGUGGAUUUCCUAUGGAGAUCUGACGAAAGAGGUUAUCACCAUGUUUGGCCUCGAGAUGGAACUUAACUUGCAAAUCUGGUGGGUACUCUUAUUGGAUUCUUUGGGGCAGCAUUUGGUAGCGUAGGGGGCGUUUGUGGUGGUGGUGGUAUCUUUGUACCAAUGCUCAGCUUGAUCAUUGGGUUUGAUCCAAAGUCUGCCACUGCAAUUUCGAAAUGCAUGAUCAUGGGUGCUGCUGUGUCAACUGUAUAUUACAACAUUAGAUUGCGUCAUCCUACGCUCGAUAUGCCCAUCAUCGACUAUGAUCUCGCUUUGCUGAUCCAGCCAAUGUUGAUGCUUGGAAUCAGUAUUGGGGUUGCCUUCAAUGUGAUUUUUGCGGAUUGGAUGGUCACAGUUCUACUCAUCAUUCUCUUUUUAGGCACAUCAACAAAUGCAUUCUUGAAGGGCUGUGAGACAUGGAAAAAGGAAAUCAUAGAAAAGAAGGAAGCUGCUAAGCGUUUGGAGUCAAGUGGAGUCUCUGGUACUGAGGUGGAAUACAGGCCUCUUCCAGCCGCUCCUCCUGGAAAGGAAAGGAAGGAAUAGGUAUCUAUUCUUGAAAAUGUCUGCUGGAAGGAACUCGGGCUUCUAGUUUUUGUUUGGGUUGCAUCCCUAGCACUGCAGAUAGCUAAGUUUAUCUAUUACUCUGAUCCAUAUGUUUUAAUCGAUCAUGCUUGCUCAUGUUCAAUUUUUUCUAAUAGUUUUCGUGUUCCAUUUUGGAAAAUAGCAACACACAACUACUUGUUCAGCAGUAUAUUGGGUCGUCAAUUUGUUACAGGAGUGAAAUCUAUAAUGUUAUUCUGAUCUCUCUGCUGCGAGAUUCAUGGACUGUGUCGGGAUGUUUACAUUUUCAUGUUUUCAUAUAGAUUCCUGUAUCAGCACAUGAGGCUGUAGCACUAUACCAGGGUAGACGAGUAAUUGCAUCCAAGGGCUAAGCAGGCACAAACUUUACUGUGAUCCAGCUUCUUCUUUACUGUACAUUUGGCGUAUUGGCAGGCAUAGUCAGAGGCCUACUUGGUUUAGGAGGCGGUUUCAUCAUGGGUCCAUUAUUCCUGGAGGUCGGGGUUUCUCCUCAGGUUUCAAGUGCUACUGUCACUUUUGCCAUGACUUUCUCCUCGUCCAUGUCUCUCGUAGAAUACUAUCUUCUCAAGCGUUUCCCUGUCCCAUACGCAUUAAGCCCUCUUGAACAACUUAUCAUUUUAUCAAUGCAACGGCUCUCUACUUUGUGGGAGUGGCAACGAUUGCUGCAUUUGUUGGACAGCAUGUGGUGAGAAGGCUGAUUGCAGUGCUUGGGCGUGCAUCCCUCAUCAUUUUCAUUCUCGCCUCCAUGAUCUUUAUCAGCGCUGUCGCUAGGUGGGGUUGGCAUUUCUAACAUGAUCGGCAAAAUGCAGCGGAAUGAAUACAUGGGUUUUGAAAACCUUUGCAUGUACGAUACUUGACAACUUUUGAUGAUAACUCUUUCAAUGCCAAAUGGGCAAAAGAUAACUAUGCAAAAGAGGGGAAUGGUGGCUAAAGGGAUUGCAAAAGCAUAAAAUAAAAGGAAGGUCUUGUAUUUCUCGGAGAUUGAUCCAAGAAGGUCACUAAUGUCCUUUAAGCAUAUGGAUGUCAGGUCUAGUGCCACGUGAAGAUCUGCAAACAAACAAGGGAGGACCAAACCAUGGUGAGGUAUAACCACAGGUAAGGAAAUGAUGAGAGUUUGUUUCACUUUCAUAACCUGUAGGGGCAGAGGAGGUAGGCAGGAAGAGAUGGGCCCAGAAGUUAUAGACGAGAGAAGGCGAGAUCACGGGCUGUGAAUGGAUGCCGAGGGACCGAUGGAGGUGUCGGAUAAAGGGCCUGUCAUGUUCUACUUAGGGAGAAGAGAUGGAACUCGAGGUUGGUAUAUGUUACUCCUCAUCGACCAAAUAUGGGAUUGGUUGAUGAUGCCUCAUAAAGCUAUUCUUCUCUCAAUAAACUAGUUUUCGGAGUGAGUUCUACUAUUGGAAGAGUUCAUUUCACUAUUCUCCUCUUGAAAGAGAAAGAUGGGCGGCAUAGAGGUACGCUAUAUUUGUUAGAUACAUGAUUUCAGAUUUUCGGAAUGGAGCGAGAGAGAUUUACACGACUUUUAGGAGCUUCUUCCAUGCCCAAAUGGUCGUAAGGUCGAGUAAAAAUCUUCGUUUUCGAUCUCAAGUGCUUGCUGGAACAUGAUCUAAGAAGAUUAGGCAAAGACAGAGAGAUCCGACUCCAGUACAUAACAUCUAACUUGACAAGUUUACUCGAAUAGAAGCUUAACACUAAACUAUGCGCCACCAUUGUGUUUUUUUCGAGGAGAGAACCUCAAACUUCUCACUGAGAGAUUUGGUGAUAAAUCAAGAGUAUUACUAUGUAGGAAAAAAACUUGGAAACAUAGUCCAUGUAUUGAAGAAUAUUACUUGUUUCUAAUAUUUUCAUUUCGAUUUUU
Molecule: messenger RNA, 2993 nt
Organism: Tarenaya hassleriana
Lineage: Eukaryota; Viridiplantae; Streptophyta; Magnoliopsida; Brassicales; Cleomaceae
Exons: 11
Biological process (GO): protein ubiquitination
Cellular component (GO): Cul4A-RING E3 ubiquitin ligase complex
Source: RefSeq, a predicted model, not a curated record